AUGGCUGAGAAGGACUCGGAAUUUUUCUCCCACAAAAUCCCCUCUUCUUUUCAGGUUGUGGAGGAAAUGAAGGAGCUAUGGUCAAUGGCUUUGCCUAUAACAGUAAUGAACUGCCUAGUCUACGUGAGAGCUGUGGUGUCAGUCUUGUUUUUGGGGCGGCUUGGCAGCUUAGAGCUAGCCGGUGGUGCCCUUUCAAUCGGCUUCACGAACAUCACCGGCUACUCCGUUUUAGUAGGCUUGGCUUCGGGGCUGGAGCCGGUUUGUAGCCAAGCCUACGGUAGCAAAAACUGGGAUUUACUAUCCAUCUCUCUCCAGCGUAUGAUCUUCAUUCUUUUCUUGGCCAUUAUUCCAAUUAGUCUGUUAUGGGUCAAUCUGGAGUCAAUCAUGGUGUUCUUGGGUCAAGACAUUGAAAUUACGAGAAUGGCCUCGGUUUAUUGCCUUUAUUCACUCCCAGACUUACUGACCAAUACGUUAUUACAGCCCCUGAGGGUUUAUUUAAGGUCACAGGGGGUGACUAAACCCCAGCUGUGGUGUACCUUUGUGGCUGUGAUAUUCCACGUGCCACUAAACUAUGUGCUUGUGGUGGUGAUGGGGCUGGGGGUCCCUGGCGUGGCCAUGGCUUCGGUGCUAACGAACCUGCAUAUGGUGGUGCUUCUGGUGGGGUACGUGUAUGUCUGGGGGAGGUGGGAGUGGAAAUGGAUGGCUGGGAUGGGAGAAGGGAUCUGUGGUGGGGUGGGGCCGUUGCUGAAGUUGGCUGUGCCAAGUUGCAUUGGGAUAUGCUUGGAGUGGUGGUGGUAUGAGAUUGUGACAGUCCUGGCUGGAUACUUGCCCAAUCCUAGGCUUGCGGUGGCUGCCACGGGGAUACUUAUUCAGACCACUAGCCUUAUGUACACUGUUCCCAUGGCGUUGUCUGGCUGUGUCUCUGCCAGGGUAGGCAAUGAGCUCGGGGCGGGGAAACCGUACAAAGCGAAGCUAGCUGCAAUGGUUGCGCUAGCCUGUGCAUUUGUUAUCGGAUUUGUCAACAUUAUUUGGACCGUGAUGUUUAGGCAUAAGUGGGGUGGCUUGUUUACAGAAGAUGACAUGCUCAAGGCUCUUGUUGCCUCAGUUUUGCCAAUCAUCGGGUUGUGCGAGCUUGGCAAUUGUCCACAGACCACUGGCUGUGGUAUUCUACGUGGUACAGCGAGGCCAGUGGUUGGUGCUCGUAUCAACCUUGGCUCGUUCUAUUUCGUGGGCACUCCUGUAGCUGUAGGCUUAGCCUUCUGGUUCCAUGUUGGCUUCAGUGGACUAUGGUUUGGGCUAUUAUCUGCUCAAGCUGCCUGUGCCAUCUCAAUUCUGUAUGUAGUGCUGGUCUGUACAGAUUGGGAAAGCGAAUCUUUAAAAGCCAAAAAGCUCACUAGCUUGGAGUUGACACAGAAGCAUGGUAAUGAUGAAGAGAAAGGACUUUUGAUGAAGCAGAAUGGACACACAGAAGAUGUUCCCUAAUUAAAAAGAAAAAAAAAAGAAAAAUGAUUGCAGGAUUUUUCAGAGGUAUGGAAAUGUAAAGUACUUUCCAUUUUUUUUUUAAUUCCUUUGUGUUUCAGUUGCACUUGUCUGUAUGGGAGGAACGUUUAUGACACCUUUCUUGAGUUUUGUGAUCUAAAGGCAUGGGAUUUUUGUAAAAGGGGCUUCUUUGUUUAUACUUGCAGACGAAGAAUGUUAUGGUGGCCCGUACGAAUUUUCCAUUGUUUAAAGGCUAGAAACCAAAUUUUCUUUGCUUUUUGUCUGUGUUAGUGCUGUGCCUUUAUAAGGUAGACCCCAUCCUUCUUGGUGCAAAAUGUGUUGGUUACUUUUGAUUU
Coffea eugenioides is the source of this 1835-nucleotide messenger RNA. Its product is annotated as protein DETOXIFICATION 54. Gene Ontology annotation, biological process: xenobiotic detoxification by transmembrane export across the plasma membrane. Gene Ontology annotation, molecular function: xenobiotic transmembrane transporter activity; antiporter activity. The record is from RefSeq and is a predicted model, not a curated record. Lineage: Eukaryota; Viridiplantae; Streptophyta; Magnoliopsida; Gentianales; Rubiaceae. The transcript has 3 exons. Bases 1 to 1482 code for a protein of 493 amino acids. Gene Ontology annotation, cellular component: membrane.